This is a messenger RNA of Camelus dromedarius (Arabian camel), 722 nucleotides long. RefSeq names its product mitochondrial ribosomal protein S24 (gene MRPS24). Gene Ontology annotation, biological process: translation. Gene Ontology annotation, cellular component: mitochondrion. The transcript has 4 exons. The coding region runs from base 68 to 571 and encodes 167 amino acids. NCBI's taxonomy places the organism in Eukaryota, Metazoa, Chordata, Mammalia, Artiodactyla, Camelidae. The record is from RefSeq and is a predicted model, not a curated record.
CCCACGCGGCGCCGCGCUGCGUCCCGGCUUCCGGUCGCGCUGCGUCGCGGCUUCCGGUCGGCCCAACAUGGCGGCGCCCAUGUGCAGCCCGGGGCUCCGGCGGCUGGUGUUGCCCUGGAGCCGGGAGCUGCCGUGCGUCUGGCGCGCCCUGCACACCUCCGCGGUCUGCGCCAAGAAUCGGGCGGCCCGAGUCCGAGUGGGCAAGGGGGACAAGCCAGUAACCUACGAGGAGGCACACGCGCCUCACUACAUCGCGCACCGCAAAGGCUGGCUGUCGCUGCACACAAGUAACCUGGAUGGGGAGGAGCAUGCUGCAGAGCGGACAGUGGAAGAUGUCUUCCUCCGCAAGUUUAUGCUGGGCACCUUCCCAGGCUGCCUGGCUGACCAGCUUGUCCUCAAGCGCCGGGCUAACCAGCUGGAGAUCUGUGCCCUGGUCCUGAGACAGCUGCCCGCACACAAGUUCUACUUCCUCGUGGGCUACAGUGAGACCCUGCUGUCCCACUUCUACAAGUGUCCUGUGCGUCUGCACCUGCAAACUGUGCCCUCCAAGGUUGUGUAUAAGUACAUCUAGGCCGUCUGCCCUUUCUGCUUCAAGCUCUAGCCUGCAAAGGACAGAAACCUGCGGGAAAGGGCUGAAGUAGAAAUGGGGGAAGUAGGUCCCAUCGGACUACUGAGGCUUUGUUUUCAAAGUUGCCCUCGAAUAAAUAGACUUUUUCCAUGUU